This is a messenger RNA of Alternaria alternata, 1915 nucleotides long. Its product is annotated as ubiquitin carboxyl-terminal hydrolase 2. Gene Ontology annotation, biological process: protein deubiquitination. Bases 157 to 1710 code for a protein of 517 amino acids. The record is from RefSeq and is a predicted model, not a curated record. The transcript has 5 exons. Gene Ontology annotation, molecular function: zinc ion binding; cysteine-type deubiquitinase activity. Lineage: Eukaryota; Fungi; Ascomycota; Dothideomycetes; Pleosporales; Pleosporaceae.
CCCCAGAAAUAACUCCCCAAGUCGCGCAUCGUGAGCGCCGCUUUGACUGAAGCGUUGCGCCUGUGCUGCUGGUGAGCGCUUCCGAGGUUUAACCAACGUCGCAGUAUGUAGAGCGCGAGCACAUCGACUGUACCAAGCCUCGAAUUGCCCGGCACCAUGGACACGAUAGCAGUUGCCCCAAAGGCGUCGGCGCUGGCGUCGCCCAAGAUCGUCAAGAAUGCAAAGGGCAAUAUUGUGCCGAGCAGCCAGAUGGCACAUAUCGCAUAUGGAUGUGAGCACAUGGGCGAAAUGUUCGAGAAGGCGCGCAAGCAGACACUCCAGCACUACCGGGCCAUCCUCCAGAACAUCCACGAGAAGCCAAGCAUAAUAGCGCAGACAUACAAUGCGCCAGCGGAGGCGCGCAACGUCGUGUCACUGAGACCGCUCUUUCUGUGUCUGCAGUGCCCGAGCAUCAUGACCGAGGCGGAUCGGGAUCUGCACUUUGAGACCAAGUCACACUGUUUCUCCGUGGAAUCACGAGAUGGCAACAUCUACUGUGGAAACUGCCAGGACUUCAUCUACGAUGAGACUCUGGAUGUCCUUAGAGUGCAGAAGGGCAAGAAGCGAAAGUACGAAGACACUACCACGACCGAAGACCACAAGCUCGUCAUAAGCAACUCGACCUUUCUCCCCUGCCGAGCGAUAGGCCUGCGCGGGCUCUACAAUAUGGGCCAGACGUGCUUCAUGAGCGUCAUCCUACAAACCCUCGUCCAUAACCCCUUCAUUCGAAACUUCUACCUCUCCGAAGGACACAAGCAGACAGAAUGCGACAAGGAAUCAUGCGUCAGCUGUGCGCUGGACGAAAUGUUUGUCGAGUUCCACUCAGCUGAGAAGACGGAGGGAUUCGGGGCCGUGGGCAUGCUCAUGGGCAGCUGGCUAGCUGGAGAAGCCCUCGCAGGAUACCAACAGCAAGACGCGCACGAGUACAUGCAGUUUAUACUCAACACGCUGCAUCUGGCAAACGGCGGGUCGGCAGACGAUUCGGAAGAUUGCAAAUGCGUGGUACACCAGACGUUUUGUGGGAAGCUGUCAAGUACCGUGACAUGCGACAACUGCCGGAAUGUUACCACGGCCCAAGAUCCAUACAUGGACCUUAGUUUGGAUGUCCGGAUACAGGGCAAGAAGCGCAAGAUGAAUGUAGAGAAGGGUGAAGAGACCCCACUGGAUCUGAGAGACUGUCUCGAACGCUUCACAGUCAAGGAGAAGCUGGGCUCGGCCGACUACACAUGUCGGAAUUGCGACAGCCCGCAAAAUGCGACCAAGCAGCUGAGCAUCAAGAGAUUACCCCCCGUGCUCUCCAUUCACCUCAAGCGUUUCGAGCAUACCAAAUCCACGUCCUCUAAGAUCGAAACUCCCGUUCGCUUUCCCGUCAAACUAGACAUAUACCCCUACACAACCGCCCACAAAGCCGCCAUGCGCGCCGCGAAGACGUCCGGUGCACCACCUUCGAAUCAUAACGUCAACAGCCCAACAAACGCCCUCGUCUACGAGCUGAGCAGUGUGAUUGUGCACAAGGGCAAGAUUGACUCUGGACAUUACGUCAGUUACAGCAGAGAGGGCAACGACUGGUUCAUGUUCGAUGAUAGCAAGGUAGUGCUUGUCAGCGAGGCAGAAGUACUUGCUGCUGAGGCUUAUUUGCUUUUCUACAUGGUCGGUGGACUAGAGGUAUAGGAUUCGACCUGAGUGGAGUUUCAGGCGGUUUUGGUAUUCACUAUCUGCUCGAGCAGUCUUGCACCUACCAGCUGCAUACCUGGCGUUCAAAGAGGUUUCAUGGCGUUUUCGAGAGAAGAUGAAGAUUUCUCUCCACUCGAGGAUACUUUAGCAUAUGUUGGCUCUCAUGUUACCAAUCCAUUGAUAUAUUCACACUCUCCCCCAU